AUGUGUGAUGUCAAGAGCUCCUGUGACAAGGAUGUCAUCCUGAAUAUUCUCAGUGUCCUCACUGACUUGCUUUCUCUGGGGACCGGCCGGAGAAUUCACUAUGUGAUCAGCAAAGGGGGCAGUGAGGCGCUGCUGCAGGCUCUCGCCGCUGCUGCCCGGACCGAGCCACCCGACCACAGCAUCCUCCUGCCCCUGCUUCGCCUGCUGGCCAGGGUCGGCCAACGAGAUAGGAAGUUUGGGCUGAAAGCGCAGAAGGCAGAAGCAACUGAUAUAAUACUGAGCUUGGCAAGAAGAAACCUGGGCCACCACCUGUACCUCACCCACUGCCUCUGGGUCCUGCGAGUUUGUGCUUCUAAUGUUACCACAGGAACUACACUUGGCAUCAAUGGAGCCAUGGAGCUGCUUUUCAAAGUCAUGACCCCCUACAGCAAAAGACACAUCAGGACAGUCAGGGCAGCCAUUGAGGCUCUGGCAGCUUUGCUGAAAUCAAAGUCUAACAGCCGACGGGCAGUGAACAGAGGCUACCUGGGUGGAUUGCUGAGACUCUAUCAAGACUGGCAUCACAACGAUGUCUCCAACAACUACAUUUAUAUUCGUAGGGGUCUCCUGCUCUGCCUAAAGCACAUCACCAACAUCCAGCUGGGCAGGAAGACUUUCCUUGGUUCCCAGGGUAUGGAGAUUCUCUUCACAAGUGUACAGGAUUGUUUAUCUUGCAAAAAUCUGGAUCCUAUCACAACCACUGUGACUCACAUUCUGAGAAAGUGCUUCCCCAAGGAACAUCUGCCUGUGGCAACAGUAAGAAGUUCCUAUUUCUUCCCUCUUCCUGGGAAUGCCAAGGCUGAACCUCCAUGUGAGGGAUCUGAAGGUGACUAUGAAAGUGAUGGAGAGGAAGAAGUCGAAAAAGACCUGGAUAAUGAGGAUGUGGAGAAUAAGGAGGAAGAUUAUGACUUGGAGACAGAUGUGAACAAAUUGAGGUCAAGGCCAGUGCUUGACCGGCCAGAGGAAGAGCUUGGACAAUAUGAAGCAAUGUGUCCAGAACUUUCCCAUAAUUUUCAGGAGCUUGAAUCAGAGUCUGAGGAAGAGAAAAGCUUGGAGGACAAGACUGAGAGUCUUCCCUCUACUCCCUCUCAUUUCAUUCCAAGUGCUGCUUCUGUGAAACAUCCAAACUACAGAUGGAGAAACCAAAGUGUCACAGAGACGGGACCAGAUCCAAGGGAAAAGGAUUUCAAAGUCCCACUGCAGAGCUGGACAAAGAAGGAGAAAUGCAGAUGGGAUCAGACUGAUGAAAAGAGAAACACUGCAGAAGCAGCCCAAGAUGCAGACUCCUGUGAAGUGGAAGAUCCAGCCAGGAGUCAUGUGCUUGCUUUGUAUCCUCUCUCAAAAGAUGCUGUUUGGUACAAAAAAAUGUUUUACCCUGAAUGCGAGUCCUCGAUCAAUCCUAGUCCUGGAGGGAGGCUGGAGAGCUCAGACAUAGUGACAAAUCUUCUGGAGAAACACCAAGGGGAUAUCCCAUUCCACAGCCCUCGCUUCUACAUAGCUAGGGCCAAAUGUGUUAAGUCCAUACCGGACUACAAGGACUUGGCAUUCCCCGAUUUCUGGGGUCACCAGCCACCUCCUUACAGCAAGCCCAUGUUGGAGCGCAAGUACGGGGUUCAAAGGGACAAAGUACUAGAUGAUGUUCGCCGCUUAAUCCAGCCGGGUGAUGUGAUAGGCAGAACUGUUUUUGAUUUAGACGAGCCCAGUCACUCAAGCCCAGGUGCUCCAGGCUGUCUGACAUUCUUCUCCAAGUUUGAAUCGGGAAACCUUCGCAAAGCCAUCCAAGUGCGUGAGUUUGAGUAUGACUUAAUUAUGAAUGCAGAUGUGAACAGCAACCAGCAUCACCAGUGGUUCUACUUUGAAGUCCGCGACAUGAAACCAGCAGUUCCCUAUCGCUUCAACAUUAUCAAUUGUGAGAAGUUCAAUAGCCAAUUUAAUUAUGGCAUGCAGCUGGUCAUGUAUUCAGUGAAGGAAGCUCUCCAGGGCAGGCCUCGCUGGCUGCGGGCAGGCCAUGAUAUCUGCUACUACAAAAACCACUACCACUGCAGUGCAGCUGCAGGAGGAGGCAUGAGAGGAGAAUUCUACUACACACUCACCUUCAGCAUCAAGUUCCCUCACAAAGAUGAUGUCUGCUACCUGGCCUACCAUUACCCCUAUACCUACUCUACAAUGAUGUCCCAUCUUGAUAUCCUGGAACAAAAUAGGAACCCCAAGAAGGUUUACUGGAGGCAGCAGACACUCUGCCAGACGCUAGGAGGAAAUCUAUGCCCACUGCUCACAAUCACUGCCAUGCCAGAAUCUAGAGACGACUUGGAGCAAUUCUACAGUCGUCCUUAUGUGUUUCUAAUGGCCCGUGUUCACCCUGGUGAAAGCAAUGCCAGUUGGGUAAUGAAGGGGACCCUGGAGUUCCUUGUGAGCAGUGAUCCCAUUGCUGAUCUCCUGCGGAAAUGUUUCAUUUUCAAGAUUGUCCCCAUGCUUAAUCCUGACGGAGUCAUCAAUGGCAACCACCGUUGUUCGUUGAGUGGGGACGAUCUGAACAGACAGUGGUUGACCCCCAGUUCCCAGCUCCAUCCAACUAUUUACCAUGCCAAAGGUCUUCUCUAUUACCUGCGCAGCAUUGGCCGGGCUCCUCUGGUGUUUUGUGACUACCACGGACACUCCCAGAAAAAGAAUGUGUUUCUUUAUGGCUGCAGCAUCAAAGAGACCUUGUGGCAAGCAGGCUGCAUGGUUGACACAGCAGUUAUCACAGAAGAUGUUGGCUACAGGACCCUUCCUAAAAUCCUGGAUAAGGUGGCCCCUGCAUUUGUCAUGAACAGCUGCAGCUUCCUGGUGGAGAAGUCCCGGGAGUCAACGGCCCGGGUGGUGGUAUGGAAGGAAAUGGGUGUGUUGAGGAGCUACACCAUGGAGAGCACAUACUGCGGCUGCAGCCAUGGACUCUACAAAGGCCUGCAGCUGGGAACUCAAGAGCUGGAGGAGAUGGGAAGCAAGUUUUGCCUUGGUUUGCUCAUUCUGCACCUCAAAUCCCUGCCCUGCAGCAAGAAGGUGAUGGCUCAGGCAGCACUCCUGCUAGAUCUGGAGGAGGAGAUAACAGACCGGGCACCAAGAAGCUGCAGCAACAGCAGCCUGGAGACUGAUGAUGAACCUCCUUGUGUGGAAGAAAUCGAUUAUAAUACUGACAGUUGCUCUGAUGGCGAAGAUGACUUCUCGGAGCUAGACCAAGAGAUCCAGGAGUGCCUCUCGUGGGUGGAAGGAGAGACAGAAGAUGAGGGAGCGACCACAGGACAGACAUGCAGCUCUAAGGCUCUCAGGGGGCUCUACAUUUCCAGCCAACCAGCAUCCAACAGUACGGCUCUCCCUCUGCGUUCAACAGCGCUUGGGGCAUACAGUGGGUUUGAGAGCAGCCCCGUGUGAACAAGGCUUUGACUUGCAGAACAGCAAGCAAAUGGGUUACUGCUCAUAUUUGCCUGUUAGCCAGCUUCAGCAUCCUUCCCAGAUGUGUUGAUCCAGUUCUGAAUAGAAAAUUGACCAUAUAUUUGUGUAAUUUGUAUACGUACGUAUAUUGAGAAUGACUCCUUAUGCUUUGUACACAAGGCAGAGCAAGGGGCCACUGGCCCAGAUGGUACUAUGUGAGAACAUCAUCCUUUCCUAAACGUAAUCCCCAGUUUCUGCCCCUAGUAUGCCUCUAGUAUGUGGUUUCAUACAGAUCGACCUCAGGAAUUAUACUCUGAGACCAAGGAACCAGAGAUGAUUCUCCUUUUCCUAGUUUAGGCUCUUAUUAUGGGAAGCAGCUUUUGCCUGAAAGAGUGACAGUUACUGAUGCCCUUGGCCAGAGCUCUCCGUUGCCAUUCAUUUCUCUUGAGCUGUAGAGCACGUAUCUGAUUUCUGUCUGAUCAGGAUUUUUACAGUGUGUUCACCAGGUUGGGUCAGGCUGUGCGUGCUUCUGAGCUGGUCAUAUCUCAGCAACAGUGUGGGAAAUCCAAUGUGCCAUAGUAAGGAAAGCACCAGUGACAAUACAGAGCGGUCCUCGGGAAACCUGGGCUAAAUUCACCUCUUUGCUGCACUGGAUUGCACUAGUCCUGCGUAAUCUCAGUUGAGUCACUUCAUGCUUGAACUGAUGGGCCCAAGUGUAGAAUUUGUUUCACA
Gymnogyps californianus (California condor) is the source of this 4179-nucleotide messenger RNA. RefSeq names its product AGBL carboxypeptidase 1 (gene AGBL1). The record is from RefSeq and is a predicted model, not a curated record. Gene Ontology annotation, biological process: proteolysis; protein side chain deglutamylation; C-terminal protein deglutamylation. Bases 1 to 3447 code for a protein of 1148 amino acids. The transcript is spliced from 23 exons. Gene Ontology annotation, molecular function: metallocarboxypeptidase activity; zinc ion binding. NCBI's taxonomy places the organism in Eukaryota, Metazoa, Chordata, Aves, Accipitriformes, Cathartidae.